Messenger RNA from Hippocampus zosterae (dwarf seahorse), 2004 nucleotides. It is a transcript of the gene gnb3b, whose product is annotated as guanine nucleotide binding protein (G protein), beta polypeptide 3b. The transcript is spliced from 9 exons. Lineage: Eukaryota; Metazoa; Chordata; Actinopteri; Syngnathiformes; Syngnathidae. Gene Ontology annotation, molecular function: protein binding; signaling receptor complex adaptor activity. Bases 262 to 1290 code for a protein of 342 amino acids. The record is from RefSeq and is a predicted model, not a curated record. Gene Ontology annotation, cellular component: heterotrimeric G-protein complex; cytoplasm. Gene Ontology annotation, biological process: G protein-coupled receptor signaling pathway.
UCACUCGCUCUGGCUGGCUCCCCUUCUCUCUAUUUCCAUCUUUGAGCUUUAUCCCUUCAUCUCUGAUCUCCUUCAUCCGCCGCAAUCCUCAUCGGCGCCAGGAGAGCGGAGGAGGACUUGCGCACCGGCGACCAGUCAGUGGGGGGAGCGCCUCAGAGAGCAGCAGCAGCAGCAGCAGCAGUAGCAGCACCUUGGGAUUGUGACGUGCCCACUAAAGGAACGGACGUGUGAAAGACAGUUUCAUUACAGUUUCCUGUCGCCAUGGCAGCCGAGAAAGCUGAGAUGGAUGCGUUGAAAAAGGAGUGCGACGGGCUCCGGGCCAAAAUUGAGGCGGCGCGCAAGGCUGUCAACGACACGACCAUGACAUCGGCGGCGGGCAGCGUGGCCUCGGUGGGUCGCAUUCAGCUCAAGCAGAGGAAAACGCUUAAAGGUCACCUGGCCAAAAUCUAUGCCAUGCACUGGUCAGCUGACUCCAGGCAAAUGGUGAGCGCGUCGCAGGAUGGCAAACUUCUGGUGUGGGACACUUUCACAGGGAACAAGCUGGUGGCCGUCCCGCUCAAGUCGGCCUGGGUGAUGAGCGUGGCCUUUGCGCCCUCCGGAAACCUGGUGGCCAGCGGGGGUCUGGACAACAUGUGCACAGUCUACAACAUCAAGGCGGCCAGUCCCAAGACCCUGCGGGAACUGGACGCGCACACAGGCUACCUGUCCUGCUGCCGCUUCCUGAGUGACACGGAGAUCCUCACGGCCUCCGGCGACACCACCUGCUGCCUGUGGGACCUGGAGACGGGCAAGCAGAAAGUGGUGUUCACCAACCACAUCGGCGACUGCAUGUCUCUGGCGCUGUCCCCGGACAUGAACUUGUUCAUCUCGGGUGCCUGCGACUCGCUGGCCAAGCUUUGGGACGUCCGGGAAGGCGUCUGCAAGCAGACCUUCAUCGGACACACGAGCGACAUCAACGCCAUCGCUUUCUUCCAGAGCGGCAACGCCGUCAUCACGGGCUCGGACGACUGCACCUGCAAGAUGUACGACCUGCGCGCCGACCAGGAAGUGAUCGGCUACCAGGACAGCAGCCUGAAUGCCGGCGUCACGUCCCUGGCGCUCUCCAAUUCGGGUCGCCUGAUCUUCGCCGGCUACGAUGACUUCAAUUGCCACAUUUGGGAUUCUCUCAAGGGAGAGAAAGUCGGCGUCCUGUCCGGACACGACAACCGCGUGAGCUGCACCGGCGUUCCUGAGGAUGGGAUGGGCGUCUGCACGGGAUCGUGGGACAGUUUCCUCAAACUCUGGAACUGAGAGCCUCCGGGCCGGGAGAACCGUCGGGAGAUGGAAGAGAAAACAACUCCCCCCCCAAAAACACACACACACACACACACACACACACACAAACAGAAGGAUUCAUGUUGUUUUCAAGAGGUUUCAUCACGUACGUCCUCUCUCUCGCUCUCUUGUCUGGUCCUCAUCCAACUAUGCAAAAUCAAACGAAGAUGGUCAGGAAGGUAGCAAGAUGGCCACCAAGCAUCCGCCAGCAAUGAAGACAUGAUUAAAAGUCUAGCGUGCACUACACUACACUCCAAAUGUUUUUAAACACAUUAAAAUGAUUUGACAAUUUAAAAAAAAAAAGAAAAAAGAAGAAGAAAUGAUUGCUAAUGAACAAAGUGUAGGAAUGCAGAUGUGUUUUUAUGGUGACAGGUCACUAGACCUGCACUUGUAUGUAUAUAGUAUGUACUAGAUGCUUUUAUUUCUAAUUGAUUGUCAUCAUUCCCUGUUUGUUUGUUUUCCGGAGUGCACGUGAAGAAGUCAUCCUGGAGGCCCCUCCCCCUCCUCACUUGACUGUGCAGAUCCAUAUGUUGAUUGAUAAAUUUGACAUAAAAUGUACGCAGAUGAUCGAAGGCUCAAGUUGGGCCUGCUGUAAACCACCCGUAACUGCAUUUUCUAGUACUUUGACCCGUCCGUGCGCAGGUCUUCUGUAAAAACAAACUUUCUAAUAAAUGUAGAAUUCUGCAUGAA